AUGGCCGUGUUAUAUCCCCAGACUGCUAGGGGCUUGGUAGGAGUUGAUAUUACCAAGCCAGCCGGGGAGAGCGAUAAGAAGGGGUAUGGUAGUACACUCCCAGAGGGCCUUGGUCUUGACCAUCCCUCUGAUGUAAUGGAGUUGCAACUAGCAGUACAUGCCUUAGAGUUAGAGAAUGCUGCAUUGAAGAGGCGAGCGAAGGAGAGGAGUAGGACAUUGGAGGAAGCUCAGAAGAAGGUACAGUCACUACAGGAAGCCCUGAGAGAGGCAGAGCUAUCGAAUACUCAGUCUACUGCUACUGAUGGCUCUAUGACCACCUAUGGUGUAGUGAGUGAAAGCUUACGGAAGGUAGUUGGUCUCCUUACUGAAGCAGGACAGCAGUUGCACAGGCCUAAGGAAUGUGGUGCACUCCUUAUAGAGGCUGCAGAGAGGAUAGCGGAGAUAGACGAGAGCAUGAGGAGGAGGAAGAUCAUGUCAUCGGGGGGCCAGGAGAGGGGCGUUGAUGAUGAUAGCAGCAGCAAGAAGGUGAAGACGUUGGAAGUCGAGGUAGAGGACUUGAGGAAGAAGUUAGCAGAGGCCGAGAGGAUGAUCACUAGCUCCCAUGCUAGGGAGUUCGAUUUGGUCAUUAUAGCAGCAUGUGUAGAGGCUGACUCAUCGUUCUCCAGUUGA
This is a messenger RNA of Perkinsus marinus ATCC 50983, 669 nucleotides long. RefSeq lists its product as hypothetical. The transcript is spliced from 6 exons. NCBI's taxonomy places the organism in Eukaryota, Perkinsozoa, Perkinsida, Perkinsidae. The record is from RefSeq and is a predicted model, not a curated record. The coding region runs from base 1 to 669 and encodes 222 amino acids.